ACUCCAAUUUAUGUCACCGGAAGCGCAUUGGUCAGAUUUGCUUUUUCAUUCAGACAGAAAAAAGAACCAUGGAAUUUUUGAUAGGUAUUCAGGGGAAAGACUUUGUACUUGUGGCUUCAGACACUUCAUCUGCAAGGAGUAUCCUUUCAAUGAAGCAAGACACUGACAAAAUGCAUAGAAUGACAGACAACCUUCUGAUGCUGGUGAGUGGAGAAUCAGGAGACACUGUUCAAUUUGCAGAAUUUAUCUCCAAGAAUAUUCAACUCUACAAAAUGAGAAAUGGGUAUGAUUUAUCACCAGCAGCUGCUGCCAACUUUACGAGGAAAAACUUGGCUGAUUAUCUAAGAAGUCGGACUCCAUACAUGGUCAACCUGUUGAUGGCAGGAUAUGACAAAAAUGAGGGGCCCUCUUUAUACUUUAUGGACUACUUAGCCUCAAUGAAUAAAUGUCCGUUUGCUGCCCAUGGUUAUGGUGCCUUUUUCUCCCUUGCUAUAUUAGACAGAUUCUACACUGAAGACAUAACAAGACCCAGAGCAGUUGAGUUGUUGACAAUGUGUAUAGAAGAGAUUAAAAGAAGAUUUAUCAUUAAUCUCCCGGCAUUCAGAGUAAGGAUGGUUGACAAGGAUGGAAUACAUGAAUUGCCAACAAUAAAACCUCAGUUAUCCGUCCCCACUGUACCAGUAGAAUCUUUAUAAUGCAAAAACUCAUUGAAUUUAAAUAGUGCUACACAUUAGACAUUCAUCAUUUUUGUCACAUGUCUACUACAUAUGUCUUCUUAUAACAAUGAAAUGAUCUUACAAA
Saccostrea echinata is the source of this 801-nucleotide messenger RNA. Its product is annotated as proteasome subunit beta type-2-like. The record is from RefSeq and is a predicted model, not a curated record. The transcript has 6 exons. Bases 69 to 695 code for a protein of 208 amino acids. Gene Ontology annotation, biological process: proteasomal protein catabolic process. NCBI's taxonomy places the organism in Eukaryota, Metazoa, Mollusca, Bivalvia, Ostreida, Ostreidae. Gene Ontology annotation, cellular component: proteasome core complex; proteasome core complex, beta-subunit complex; cytosol. Gene Ontology annotation, molecular function: peptidase activity.